AUGUGCGGCUCUCAUUUGAGCGACUCAAAUGCUCUAUUUCUGAUUAUUCAGCUUGAUCGGUUCCGUCUACCCACACUUAAGCCACCACCUUGGUCAAAUAAGGCUGGUAGCCUUGUGGUUGCCAAGCCUGUUACUCGGCUUCAGCAGGCAGCUGCAGCUGCAGCUUUUCUUCCUGAUACCAUUUCACAAAACACCAGCGGCGCCAGCACCAACAUCGCAGCCAACUACCCAAGCACUUGCUACGCAACAACUGGAGUAAUUGGAAGCCCUUCAGUUGGCUCUUUCCUAAAAUGUGGGGUGAUCACUUCCACUUCCUUGUUCACUAAUGCAUUUCCUGGGGCCAAAGAGACUGGAGAGCCGCCGAUCAGAUCAAUUCGGCUUAGUCCCUUAGGGUAUAAGACAUUAAAAUCCUAUUUAAAUGACUACUUAUUAUCACCUUUCUUAUUACUUACUAAUUAUUUGAUAAUGGAGGGAUGA
This is a messenger RNA of Protopolystoma xenopodis, 477 nucleotides long. The record is from the annotation of a GenBank genome assembly. Lineage: Eukaryota; Metazoa; Platyhelminthes; Monogenea; Polystomatidea; Polystomatidae.